This is a messenger RNA of Dipodomys ordii (Ord's kangaroo rat), 1300 nucleotides long. RefSeq names its product limb development membrane protein 1 (gene Lmbr1). The transcript is spliced from 16 exons. Gene Ontology annotation, molecular function: transmembrane signaling receptor activity. Bases 1 to 1290 code for a protein of 429 amino acids. Lineage: Eukaryota; Metazoa; Chordata; Mammalia; Rodentia; Heteromyidae. The record is from RefSeq and is a predicted model, not a curated record. Gene Ontology annotation, biological process: signal transduction.
AUGCGUCCCGUCCCCUGUGAAAGCAAGGAUGAGCCUGAGCACGAGAUAUGUUUCCUUAUUUUUGCCAUUCUCUACAUUGUUUCCUACUUCAUCAUCACCAGAUACAAGAGAAAAUCAGAUGAACAAGAAGAUGAAGAUGCCAUAGUCAACAGGAUCUCAUUGUUUCUGAGCACCUUCACCCUGGCCGUUUCAGCUGGAACUGUUUUGCUGUUACCCUUCUCAAUCAUCAGCAAUGAGAUCCUGCUUUCUUUUCCUCAAAGCUAUUACAUUCAGUGGCUUAAUGGCUCCCUGAUUCAUGGCCUGUGGAAUCUUGCUUCGCUCUUUUCCAACCUUUGUUUAUUUGUGUUGAUGCCCUUUGCUUUUUUCUUUCUGGAAUCAGAAGGUUUUGCUGGCCUGAAGAAGGGGAUCCGAGCCCGUGUUCUGGAGACGCUGGUCAUGCUGCUGCUGCUCGCGCUGCUGACCCUGGGGAUGGUGUGGGUCGCAUCGGCGCUCCUCGACCAGGACGCGGCCAGCAUGGAGUCCUUGUACGAUCUCUGGGAGUUCUACCUACCCUAUUUAUAUUCCUGUAUAUCAUUGAUGGGAUGUUUGUUACUUCUCUUGUGCACACCGGUUGGUCUGUCCCGCAUGUUCACCGUGAUGGGGCAGUUGCUGGUGAAGCCAACCAUUCUUGAAGACCUGGAUGAGCAAAUUUAUAUUAUUACCCUGGAAGAAGAAGCACUCCAGAGACGACUCCAUGGACUGGCUUCACCAGUGGAAUUCAACAUAACAGAGCUGAAACAAGAACUUGAUAAUGUAAAGAUUCUGAAGGCAAAAUUAGAGAGACGCAAAAAGGCUUCCGCAUGGGAAAGAAACCUGGUGUAUCCUGCUGUGAUGGUUCUCCUCCUCAUUGAGACCUCCAUCUCGGUCCUCCUGGUGGCUUGCAAUAUUCUCUGCCUGUUGGUUGAUGAAACAGCAAUGCCAAAGGGCGCGAGGGGUCCUGGAAUAGGAAAUGCCUCUCUCUCCACUUUUGGUUUUGUGGGAGCCGCACUUGAAAUCAUUUUGAUUUUCUAUCUCCUGGUGUCUUCUGUUGUUGGUUUCUAUAGCCUCCGAUUUUUUGAAGACUUUACGCCCAAGAAGGAUGACACAGCUAUGACAAAGAUCAUCGGGAACUGCGUGUCGGUCCUGAUCUUGAGCUCUGCUUUGCCGGUGAUGUCCAGAACACUGGGGCUUCACAAACUUCACCUGUCCAACACCUCUCGGGAUUCGGAAUCCACAAAGCCUUCCGCAAAUGGGCAUCAAAAAGUGCUUUGAGGCCACACGG